GAGGCAUCUUUGCAGAAGUCGAGAGCUGUCAGUCCAGCGACAGGAAGUUGGAAGAGGGCCUGCGGCGCAUGGACAGCCGAUUGGAGCGCCUGUCUUCGCUGCAGUCGCAAUGCUCAGAAGGCCUGGUGGAGGCCAAGGCGGCGGCUCUGAGCAGCGCGGAGCGCAGCAGCCGCCAGGCGGCGGAGCUGGAGACGCGCACCGCGGAGCUUAAGGACCAGCUGAAAAGUCUCCGGGAGGAGCUCUCGGGGAUCGGCACCAAGGAGGCCAAGACCGCGGAGUCCGCGUGCCAGUUGGCGCGGAAGCAGGAGCUCCAUGCGGAGGCCGCCUCAGAGCUGCGGCGCUUGGUGGAGGCGAUGCGGGGCCGCCAGGAGUUGCUGGAGCGCCAGGGCGGCGAGAGCGGGGCGGCGCUGCAGGCGCUGCGAGUUUCUGAGUCGGAGAACGGCCAGCAGUUGGAGCGGGUGCUGAAGAUGUGCGGGGAGCUGUCGGACGCCAGGAUAGGCAUGGUGACCGAAGUGGAGAAUUGCCGUGCCAUCCAGAGGCAACUGGAAGACGCCUUGCGGCGCGUAGAUGCGCGGCUGGAGUCUGUGUCCUCUGUGGCAGCCCAGUGCUCCGGAGGGCUGGUGGACGCCAAGGCCUUCGCGCAGAGUGCGGCGGAGAAGGCCUUGGCCAACUCCAAGGAGCUCUUGGAGCUCAAGGCCUCCGAGCUGAAGGAGCUGGUGGAGAAGCGGGCGACGGAGGCCACGGGGAAACUCGAGGCGCUGAAAGCCGCCGACGCGGAGCAGCGCUCGCAGCUGGAGCAGCUGGGCCGCGGCUGCGCGGAGCUGUCGGAGCACCGGAGAGGCAUGCAGGCCGAGCUGGAGCAGUGCCGGACUGGCCAGAGGCAGCAGGAGGACCUCCAGCGACGCCUGGAGGCGCGCUGCGAGCGCCAGGCGCUGCAAUUGGCGCAGGCCACCGAAGGCGUCUCCGAGGCCAAGGCCGCCGCGCUGAGCCUCUGGGAGCAGCGGGGCGCCGAGCUCAAGGACGUGGAGCAGCGCCUUGUGGACACGGUGACCAAGCUCGAGGCGCUGCGAAGCUGCGGGGCGGAGCAGGGCCAGCAGCUCGCGCAGCUGCAGCGGGGCUGCGCCGAGCUGGGCGAGCUGCGGCGAGGAGCCAUGGCUGAGAUCGAGAGCUGCCAGUCUGCCGAGAGGCUGGGGGCGCUGAAAGGGGCAGACGGGGAGCAGCGCCUGCAGCUGGAGCGCUUGGGCAAGGCCUGUGGUGAGCUUGCAGAUGCCCGGCGAGGUGUGACAGCAGAAGAAGUCAUAGAGCAUCCUACGUUCAAGAACAUCCAAGAGCAGCUCCGUUCCUUCAAGCACAAGGACACGGAGAUUGAAAUCCAGGAGCUGACCGAUAGGAUCGUCAUUUUAGAAGCCGCCAUCCAGGAAAAAGAAGAAGAAGUAGAGGGACUACAGUUUGAACUGAGUCAGGCGCACAAGCGCCUGCGCAUUUGUGAGCAACUGUUGGAGCAGUCGAUGGCCAUCACAAACCGCGCCAGAGUGCUCUAG
Messenger RNA from Effrenium voratum, 1541 nucleotides. Lineage: Eukaryota; Dinophyceae; Suessiales; Symbiodiniaceae. The record is from the annotation of a GenBank genome assembly.